Mandrillus leucophaeus (drill) is the source of this 2941-nucleotide messenger RNA. RefSeq names its product solute carrier family 16, member 4 (gene SLC16A4). Gene Ontology annotation, biological process: transmembrane transport; monocarboxylic acid transport. Gene Ontology annotation, molecular function: monocarboxylic acid transmembrane transporter activity. Lineage: Eukaryota; Metazoa; Chordata; Mammalia; Primates; Cercopithecidae. The transcript has 9 exons. Bases 573 to 2033 code for a protein of 486 amino acids. The record is from RefSeq and is a predicted model, not a curated record.
CAGAAUCUUUAGUCAAUAUACAAAAGGCCACACGAAUGGGUUGAGCUUACUGAAGAUUACUGUUUGUGGCCCAGGAAAUGCCUCUCUCGCCACUCAUCCAGUUUUAUAUUCUCCUGUAAAAUAAGCAUGUCAUGAGAAGUUCCCUGAGGAACUUUGAAGACAAGUGUAUGAGAGCUCUGGAGCCCCAUCCCCCUGCCCUGAGCAUAGUCGCCAAAAGGACUUUCCACUUAGUUUACUCUAUGCUUGCUUUUGAGCCUGCGGCAAAAAAUUCUACCUUCUGAGCGACUGUGGGUGGAGGGAGGGCCUGAGAUGACAUCAAAUCACAGUCCUUCCUCCUCCCCUCAGGAAGUAAAGUCCACUAGCAGGAGGGCCUAAAUCGUCUGAGCCCUCCUUGGCUCUUACAAUGCUUACUUGUUUUCACAGUGCAGUAAAAUGAAAUGCCUUAGAAAAAGAGUAACAUUCCAGAAAAUGGUGUAAUUUAUUUUUCUUCCUUAAUUGCCCGAUCUGUGGAGGAUUUCUUUGCUGAACACCACAUCAAAGGGAUCUUCUGCAUUUAAAAUAGAAGAGGCAUCAUGCUGAAGAGGGAGGGGAAGGCCCGACCUUACACUGAAACCCCGGAUGGAGGAUGGGGAUGGAUGAUUGUGGUUCAUUUUUUCCUGGUGAAUGUGUUUGUGAUGGGGAUGACCAAGACUUUUGCAAUUUUCUUUGUGGUCUUUCAAGAAGAGUUUGAAGGCACCUCAGAGCAAAUUGGUUGGAUUGGAUCCAUCAUGUCAUCUCUUCGUUUUUGUGCAGGUCCCCUGGUUGCUAUUAUUUGUGACAUACUUGGAGAGAAAACUACCUCCAUUCUUGGGGCUUUCCUUGUUACUGGUGGAUAUCUGAUCAGCAGCUGGGCCACAAGUGUUCCUUUUCUUUGUGUGACUAUGGGACUUCUACCUGGUUUGGGUUCUGCUUUCUUAUACCAAGUAGCUGCUGUGGUAACUACCAAAUACUUCAAAAAACGAUUGGCUCUUUCUACAGCUAUUGCCCGUUCUGGGAUGGGACUGACUUUUCUGUUGGCACCCUUUACAAAAUUCCUUAUAGAUCUGUAUGACUGGACAGGUGCCCUUACAUUAUUUGGAGCUAUUGCACUGAAUUUGGUGCCUUCUAGUAUGCUCUUAAGACCCAUCCAUAUCAAAACUGAGAAUUCUGGUAUUAAAGAUAAAGGCAGCAGUUUGUCUGCACGUGGUCCAGAGGCAUGUGCAACAGAAACACACUGUGAUGAGACAGAAGAGUCUACCAUCAAGGACAGUACUACGCAGAAGGCUGGACUACCUAGCAAAAAUUUAAUAGUCUCACAAAAUCAAAGUGAAGAGUUCUACAAUGGGCCUAACAGGAACAGACUGUUAUUAAAAAGUAAUGAAGAAAGUGAUAAGGUUAUCUCGUGGAGCUGCAAACAACUCUUUGAUAUUUCUCUCUUUAGAAAUCCUUUCUUCUACAUAUUUACUUGGUCUUUUCUCCUCAGUCAGUUAGCAUACUUCAUCCCUACCUUUCACCUGGUAGCCAGAGCCAAAACACUGGGGAUUGACAUCAUGGAUGCCUCUUACCUCGUUUCCGUAGCAGGUAUCCUCGAGACGGUCAGUCAGAUUAUUUCUGGAUGGGUUGCUGAUCAAAACUGGAUUAAGAAGUAUCAUUACCACAAGUCUUACCUCAUCCUCUGCGGCAUCACUAACCUGCUUGCUCCUUUAGCCACCACAUUUCCACUACUUAUGACCUACACCAUCUGCUUUGCCAUCUUUGCUGGUGGUUACCUGGCAUUGAUACUGCCUGUACUGGUUGAUCUGUGUAGGAAUUCUACAGUAAACAGGUUUUUGGGACUUGCCAGCUUCUUUGCUGGGAUGGCUGUCCUUUCUGGACCACCUAUAGCAGGCUGGUUAUAUGAUUAUACCCAGACAUACAAUGGCUCUUUCUACUUCUCUGGCAUAUGCUAUCUCCUCUCUUCAGUUUCCUUUUUUUUUGUACCAUUGGCCGAAAGACGGACAAACAGUCUGACCUGAAAGAAAGAAGACUGCAAUCAAGCGAGAGCUUAACGAAAGAAAACCUAAACUAGUAUGUCACUGGAAACAAAAGCUUGAAAGAAAGGCAUCUACAUUUGUAACAUGAGAAGGUAAACAAGAAUUUUUUUUUUUUUUUUUUUGAGACGGCGUCUCACCCAAGCUGGAGUGCAGUGGCGGAAUCUCGGCUCACUGCAACCUCCCCCUCGCAGAUUCAAGCGAUUCUGCCUCAGCCUCCCAAGUAGCUGGGACUACAGGCACAUGCCAUCACACCCAGCUAAUUUUUUGUAUUUUUAGUAGAGACAAGGUUUCACCAUGUUAGCCAGGAUGGUCUCCAUCUCCUGACCUCCUGAUCCGCCCGCCUUGACCUCCGAAGUGCUGGGAUUACAGGCAUGAGUCACGGGGCGCUGCCAACCAGAUAAGUUUUUAAGGUUCCUUCUUGCUUUAGCAUUCUGAGAAAUGUCUAAUUGGUAGCAAGACAAGAGUAAUAGCAGCCUGUAUUGUUAGUAUUUAAUCAAAUAGUCUGAAAUUUUAAUCAGGUAUCUUAUAUAUUAAAUAGAAAUCGGAAUGUACCAUAAUAAAUCCAAACUCUCAAUUACGCCAUGGUAAUUCAGUCACUAAAAUAUGUAAAGAUAGAACAUUUUUUCUUAAUUUACAGAAGUGCGAAAAAUAACCUUUGAUUGAUCAGAACCCUAGAAUCUGAAUAUUAAAACCUUACGUAGUGACUGGAAUGGUAUAUACUCCCUCCAAAAGUUUAUCUUUGUUUAUUGAUUAAAGGUAAUCCUUACUUUCUUUGUAUUACUUAGGUUCUUAAUUAAAGGUAAUCCUUACUUUCUUUGUAUUACUUAGGUUCUUAAAUUUCUAUGAUAAGUAUGUAUUGCUAAAUAAUAAACAGUAUAUAAAAAUUGCUU